GGGAGUAAGGUUUUAUUAUGACAAUUAUAAUUCAAGAAGCAUUUUAAGGUAGAUACACCUUACGGUGACGUCAGGGGGCAUGUGGCAAAUGAGUCGUGCUAAUGAGCUCUGGCACCUCUUUUUCUACAAAAUGCCCCUGCCUUUCAGACACACUGGCAUUCAAAAUAGAUUGCAGAGCUGGACUUGAUGCCAAAUCGACCCAGCGCCAGAACCAAAAAGAUGGUAGUUAUUUCUGGUCUGAUUCAGUUAUGUCCAUUUGGUCUCCAUAAUAUGCUGGCCAGGUGUCUCUGGAAAGUUUCCAAGCAAGUGCAAAACAAUGGUAAACGCCCCCUUGUUCUUUAGGGCUAGACUGCUCCUGUCCAUGGAAGUCCCGUGCCCACGAAUGCAGACGGCAGAACUGUGAACAUGCAAACGCUAGGGCCAUUGCGAGAGGCUCCAGGGCGAGGCAGCGCGGUGAUUUCCACACCGGCUGGGCGUGUUCAAGGCAAGAAGGGCGGCUCCCGAGACUCCCCGUGCAGUCCGUUCCGCCCACCUGAGCAGCAGGUGCCUCGGCCGCUCCUUCUUGUCGUCCCUCAGUCAUGGCUCAGGAACCGGGACCAAGCGGAGCAGGUGAUCGCAAGGAGCAGCUGGGCUCGGCCCAAGGCCACGGUGAAGGACACGAGAGGGCUGGAAUAUGUCCGCAACACACCCUGGAGCUGGACUGGUUUUGCAGCACCGAAAGGCGGCUGGUGUGCGCGCAGUGCCCCAGCCAGGGCGGCUGCCGCGGCCACUGCGUACGCCCAUUGGCGGAGGAGGCGGUCGAGCGGCGGAACAAAAUUGUAGAUCAAUGUGAGACGCUUCAGCUGCAGAGUGCCGUGACCACUAAAUAUGUGACAGAGGUGCUUCCGGAGAAGAAACAGCAUGUUGUGAGUGCGGCCAGCAGUGCACGAGAGGUCCUGAUCCGGCGCUUGAACCUUGUGAGGAAUGUCUGUGAGACUGAGGAGCAGCGGCUGCUGGAGAUGGUGCAUACGGAGGAGGAGCGGGCCCACCAGAACAUCCUUACCCAGCAGGUCCACUGGACUGAGUCGCUGCAGAAACUGGAUACCCUCCGGACCUAUCUGGUGACAAUGAUCACUGCUACAGAUGACCGUAGCCUUGUGCAGGCAGAAGAGGAGAUCUAUGAAAGAAUGGAGGAAGCGGAGGGGAUCCUGAAGCCUCAGGAAUCUGAGAAGUUAAACUUUAACCCACAGUGCAUCCAGAGUCCAUUAAUGAGCCGGCUGUGGGCUGCUGCUGUUCUGUGCUGGAACUCAGCGCAGAUGAAAUCCACAUUGAUGAGAAAACAGUCAGCCCACUCCUGACGCUCUCAGAAGACAAGAAAACACUGACCUUUAGCCCUAAGAAAGUAAAAAGUGACCCUGAUGGUCCAGAGCGGUUUGACCACUGGCCCAACGCCUUGGCUGAAGAAUCAUUCCACAAAGGGAUCCAUGCAUGGAGAGUCACCGUGGCAAGUAGUGGUGCAUACAAACUGGGUAUCUCAUAUAAAUCACUGCAGCGUAAGGGCACAGGUCCUGAAGCCCGCCUGGGUUACAACUCAUUCUCCUGGGUCUUCUCCCGCUAUGACAAGGAGUUUCGGUUUUCACAUGACAACUGUCACCAAACAGUGGACCUCCUCAAAUGCCCAAUAGAAAUUGGGGUCCUGGUGGACUUGGAUGUGGGAGAACUGUUGUUUUAUGACCCAGAAUCCUGUGUUGUUCUUCAUGCACAUCAUGAAAACUUCACUGCUCCUAUCUUCCCCGCUUUGGCUGUAGCUGAUCAAAGUAUCUCUCUGAUGCAGUGAGAGUGAGACUCAGCUGAGGGGCAGGCUAAGAGAUCAUAUGUAUCUUUGAUGAACACUGAGACUAUCUCCUAAAACUAUAUAGAUCAUGUUACAUUUAUGGCUCCGUUCGGUUUGUGGAAUUAGGAUUCCUUAAUGUUUCACAAGCCUGCAUAGACAACUGAAUACAUCCAAAGCACAACUUAAAUGCCAAGUGCAAUGACUACUUCUGCUUCAUUGGCUAGAAUGGAGGAAGCUGAAGGGAUCCUGAAAUGCCGGGAAUCUGAGAAGUUAAACUGUUAAUCAGUGGUAUACCUGAAGUCAACCAUUUUACCAGCCAAUCCAACAUGCCAGGAUCCCAGUGCGUGGGAACAUCCUCCUUGCUACUGGGUGGGAUGACACUUUGAUCUAUACCGGCUUGUGGUUUGGUCAUUUGUAUGUGAAAGAGAGAGACUGUAUGGAUGUACAUACCUGCAAACUAUGCACCAGGCAGUGCAGAUGACUCAGAAUGGGGCAUGCGUGUGGAGGGCUGUUUCAUUUUCUCUUCAAAAAGACAGUUAUGUUAUAUUUGUUAAUAUGAAGCUGCCUUUUACUGAAUC
Heteronotia binoei (common prickly gecko) is the source of this 2391-nucleotide messenger RNA. It is a transcript of the gene BSPRY, whose product is annotated as B-box and SPRY domain containing. Bases 579 to 1337 code for a protein of 252 amino acids. Gene Ontology annotation, molecular function: zinc ion binding; protein binding. The transcript is spliced from 6 exons. NCBI's taxonomy places the organism in Eukaryota, Metazoa, Chordata, Lepidosauria, Squamata, Gekkonidae. The record is from RefSeq and is a predicted model, not a curated record.